This is a messenger RNA of Protopolystoma xenopodis, 468 nucleotides long. The record is from the annotation of a GenBank genome assembly. NCBI's taxonomy places the organism in Eukaryota, Metazoa, Platyhelminthes, Monogenea, Polystomatidea, Polystomatidae.
AUGCUAUGCUUCCUCGAAUGGCUGUUGUUGCAUCCGCAUCGUUCCCAACUAUAUCUUUAUACUGCCUAUCAAUGCCUCGAUUGCCCCUCCACAUCCUCGUGGAUUUGCCUGCAUUUCUUCAGCCGGACGGCGCCUAACAUGCCAAUUUCCCACAGUGCCAGUGCUAGCAACCUUCAGACCCAGCCUGUGGCUACCGGACUAGUCAAUGAUGCUGUACCCCCAACUGCCUCUUCUGCCGGCCAAAAUAUGGCUGCCUGGGCUGUGUUCGAUCCACUCAUUUCAGGUUCGACCUCGACGUCGACUUUGGGAGGUUCUGCUGCCGUUAUCAGCACGGCUGCCAGCCUGGCUGGGCUAAGUUUGGGGGCUGGUAGGACAGCUGCCGCGCAGCCAUUGGUCUCCGCGUCCUCUUUGCCGGGUCGAACUGUGCAAGCGGCCUCUCCCAUUGGCUUCCCAAUGAUGCCCGAGUAA